AUGACCCGCUUAAAAGCAGAGGACCCAUGGGAUCAGUUCAGGUACAGCGGUGCUGGUCAUAGUGGAGACCUUGAUCUUAUCUUCAGCAGCAUGGGUACACUUCGAGAAAAAUAUGGAGACGUGUUCACAGUGCACCUGGGACCGAGGCCCGUGGUCAUGUUAUAUGGGACAGAUGCCAUAAGGGAGGCUCUGGUGGACCAAGCUGAGGCUUUCUCUGGCCGUGGGACAAUUGCUGUGCUUGAGCCAAUUGUACAGGGAUAUGGUGUGAUCUUUGCUAAUGGAGAACGCUGGAAGACCCUUAGGCGAUUCUCUCUGGCCACCAUGAAGGACUUAGGAAUGGGCAAGCGGAGUGUGGAGGAGCGGAUUCAGGAGGAGGCCCGAUGUGUGGUGGAGGAGCUGCGGAAAUCCCAGGGAGCCCCCCUGGACCCCACCUUCAUCUUCCAGUCCAUCACAGCCAACAUCAUCUGCUCCAUUGUCUUUGGAGAGCGCUUUGACUACAAAGACCGCCAGUUUCUGAGCCUUUUGCACCUGAUCUAUCAGAUCUUCUCGCUCAUCAGCUCAUUCUCCAGCCAGGUCAGUGGGUGGGAAGAGAGGAGCAUUGAAGGAAAGCGCAUUUGUCUUGGCGAAGGAAUUGCCCACAACGAAUUGUUUCUUUUCUUCACCACCAUCCUCCAGAACUUCUCUGUGUCCAGUCCUGUGGUUCCUAAGGACAUUGAUCUCAGGCCCAAGGAGAGUGGCUUGACCAAAGUGGCUCCAACAUACCAGAUCCAGUUCUUGUCCCGCUGA
This is a messenger RNA of Microtus ochrogaster (prairie vole), 786 nucleotides long. Its product is annotated as cytochrome P450 2B10-like. The coding region runs from base 1 to 786 and encodes 261 amino acids. Gene Ontology annotation, biological process: xenobiotic metabolic process; epoxygenase P450 pathway. The transcript is spliced from 5 exons. Gene Ontology annotation, molecular function: iron ion binding; heme binding; arachidonate epoxygenase activity. Gene Ontology annotation, cellular component: cytoplasm; intracellular membrane-bounded organelle. The record is from RefSeq and is a predicted model, not a curated record. NCBI's taxonomy places the organism in Eukaryota, Metazoa, Chordata, Mammalia, Rodentia, Cricetidae.